Centruroides sculpturatus (bark scorpion) is the source of this 3097-nucleotide messenger RNA. RefSeq names its product protein ABHD15-like. The record is from RefSeq and is a predicted model, not a curated record. The transcript is spliced from 7 exons. Gene Ontology annotation, molecular function: short-chain carboxylesterase activity; monoacylglycerol lipase activity. Bases 1648 to 2865 code for a protein of 405 amino acids. Lineage: Eukaryota; Metazoa; Arthropoda; Arachnida; Scorpiones; Buthidae.
UCUUAUUGUUGUUAAUAUCUAUUGUUAAUUGAAGGAUUGUUUUCUUCUUCGAUUGUUGCGGUAGGUGGCGUUGUUAGUGCGAACGUGAAGAACGAAGCACUGACAUUCGGCACGGCUCGACGUUCCCCACUUUGACGUUUUGUUUACAACCAAAAAUAACGAAUUGAAAUUCCGCUUACAGUAUAAGUACUCGCGUGCGGGAUUUUUAAAAGGGUUGGAGUUUAAAGAAACGUCGUUUACGUAGAUUAACACACGGUAGAAAGAUGUCUCCUUUUUAUGUUUCAAACACAACAAUCGAUAUAGAAAAUAUUUUUAAAUAUUCGCUAAUUCGGACAGUUUAUUUCCUAUAAAAACUUUAUAAAAAUACUAAUAUUUAGCCUAUGUUUAUAUAGAUUUAGGACUUAUCUAUUUAUAAAUACAAGGUAAGUUUUACUUUUAGUUUAUCUGGAAAACGCUUUUAUAGCCUAAAAUUUGAUGAAUGUAAAAAAAUACAACAAAACUUGGCCCAAAAACAAAAAUUCUAAUUUUCUAAAUGACGCCAGUGCACUAAAUUUUGGGGUAUUAAAAAAGAAAAUUGUUUAUUUUAUAAUACAUAAUUUCGUAUUGUAUUCGCGUGGUUUAUUUUAAAAACCCAAAUAAAAUAAUAAGUAAAUCUGUAUAUAUAUAUAUGUGUGUAUUCAUUUACAUACAUCUACUCUGCAAGAACGUAGGAAACGGACUGGAAUUUAAAGGAAUUUUUGGAUCGAUAAGUAGUUUGUAUGCCUUCUAUUGGCAUCGGACGUUAUUUUAUAAGAUAUUUGAUUGACGUCUUCCAGUUAACUAAGAAAAGAAAUUCUUUAAAGCUGGUUAUCUUCACUGUACUUUCUCAUUUUCCAAAAAUAUUCUUUGAUCUUUAAUAAGCUUAUUAUAUUGACUUAGGUUAUUCAUUACCAGAUCUUUUCUUCGUGUAAUGACAUUAUAUUUAUGUACGUAUAUCAGGACUUCGGCAAGAUAAUAUUCGACAAAGAGUAUUAAAAUUUUUAUAAGCUUAGACAAGUAUGACAAUAGGGGUGUAAAUUAAUUAAGACGAAAGUUUUGAAAUGAAAUAAUAGACAUUGAAUAGAGAAAACGAAUUGAAGCAUCAAAAUUUCCAGGUGUACCCGCACACCAAUAAUUUAUCAAUCCGGACCUAUAGAGUUAAUCGGGAUCUCCUUCUUCCACACACAGUCGAUGUUCCAGCGCAUCAAACCAAAGGCAUUAAUCUUGUUUACGGUAUUGAUGUUAUUCGAAAAUCACCAUUAAAAUUAUCAACCCGGUUAUUUCGAUCACAAAUAAUUACAUAAAUUAUUAUUAUUUCUAUUAAAUAAAACUUUGUGGAAAAGUGCAAAAAGUUCCGGCGAUGGGCAAGACAAAAAGAAAAUAUCGAACAAUAUAAAUGUCUUGUAUCAGAAAACCGCUAUUUUCAUGGGAAACAAUGGCUCUAAUGUUUACGGGAAAACAUUAUUUAGUUUUUUCAGAGUUAUUCUUUGUGUUAUUUUAGUGAAAAUGUCUUUGAAAGUUCUCUUUCGUCCUUAGCCUUAAUGCGAUUUAUCGAAUAAGGACCAAAGUUCACACUCCGGAGACCGUCGGAAAUAAGAUUCGGUAAGGAAACAGUCGUGGCCAGUGCAGAUGAUAUUCGAUCCCGAUCAGUUAUUGAACUACUUGAUUUUUACCCCCAUAUCGACCUGUAGUGCCGCGGUGUUUAUCCUGGCACUCUUCUACCACUUGCUGUUUGGCAAUUGUAAUAAAUCCCGAGGACACUUUCCCACUCUUCAUUACAAAGAAUCUAUAUUUUCUCGAUUUCUUCUGGAUCGAAUACCCGAUCUACGUCGACCUUACUAUCCCCCACUCUGGGCUUACAACCCUUACGUGCAAGCGUUGAUAAGUUAUCUGCUGCCUUGUCCGGAAGUUCGCUAUCGGCGACAAUAUCUACAACUGAAAGAUCGCGGAUUAGUGUCGCUCGAUUGGGCCGUUUGGUCUUUCCAGGGAGCGUGGAGAAACUCUUUAAACGACCAUCACUUGCUACUAAUACUACCCAACUUUACGGAAGAUGCCGUGGACGUGGGAGAGAUGAGUCUACGGGCUAUGGGAAAGGGAUUUCACCCGGUGGUUUAUAACAGAAGAGGACACGGACGUUCUCCGCUCACCACUCCCAAGUUCCAAUCCUACGGAGAUCCUUCCGAUCUUCGGCAGGCCGUCAAAUUUAUCAGGAGCCAAUAUUCUGGUCUCCGUCUUUCCGUAGUCGGCUACGGAACGGGGGCGGAUCUUCUCCUGUCUUAUUUGGGGGAGUACGGCAGUUCGGCCGACCUAACGGCGGGAGUUGCAAUAUCGCCCAUUUUCGAUCCCGAAAGCCUUUACAAACGCGGAUUGCCUCUUUUCUACGACUUUUCUCGUCUUUUGUCGUUUCGCAGGUUUCUCGGUCUACACUCUCACGCUCUAUCCGAGGUGAUAGAUUCGAAUGCCGCCCUUCUCAGUCGCACCGUUCCGGAAUUCGAGAAACGAGUCUACUGGAAGAUGUGCAAUUGCAACAAUUGGGACGAAUAUUGGGAGAAGAACGCGCCGUUGAGAGAUGCCGACGAAAUGUCGGUUCCUCUUUUGUGCGUGAGUAGUAAAGACGAUCCUCUCGUACCUCGGACGGCCAUUCCUUACCACGUUUUUCGAGUCUAUCCUCAAAUGAUUCUGGUGGAAACUGCUAACGGAGGCCACUGCUGCUUUUUCCAGUCGGGUGCGCUAUUUCCUCCAUCCUGGGCUAAUUCAUUAACUUUAGAUUUUAUUAAAGUGACCUUGGAAUUUUCUUCCGUGGAAGAACAAAUUACCAAAGCCGCUCUCCUUCGGAACGUACGGUGAAACCUUCAACGCGCAAGUACUCUACUACGGUUCCUUCUACAACAUCAAAGAGAUGAUCGCCGGUGUUAUUUAUAUUUCUUAUUUAUCGAAUUGCUUAAGGAUGUUACAGAAAUUAAAUAAAAUAUAAUUUAUUACUUAAUGGCACGCUUUCUUUCUCCGUAUAAACUGGAAUAAAGAAGCCCGUAAAUCAUAAUACUCUACUUUAUUUGAUAGAAGAUACUCCUUACCGUCG